This is a messenger RNA of Notolabrus celidotus (New Zealand spotty), 753 nucleotides long. It is a transcript of the gene pttg1, whose product is annotated as PTTG1 regulator of sister chromatid separation, securin. Gene Ontology annotation, biological process: chromosome organization. The coding region runs from base 135 to 737 and encodes 200 amino acids. Gene Ontology annotation, cellular component: cytoplasm; nucleus. The transcript has 6 exons. The record is from RefSeq and is a predicted model, not a curated record. NCBI's taxonomy places the organism in Eukaryota, Metazoa, Chordata, Actinopteri, Labriformes, Labridae.
AGCCAAUAGGAAGAGGGCAGUGAAUUUAAAAAGGUGCCGCGAUCACUCAGCAAUACAUUUUGUACCAUAACAACUUCCUGACCCGGGAGCGAAGGAUCUGUGAAAGGAAUCAAACCACGAAUAACCGAGAUAAAAUGGCGCACAUAAUCUUUGCAGAGAGAGAAAAUGCACGCCUUCAUCCAUCCUCUCUGAAGAUGCGACAGCGACUUCAGUCUGCUCCAGAGAAACUCUUGAAAUCUCCAAUCACUGCCAAAACCUUUUCCACUCCUCUGCCAUCUGGUCGUAAAGCUUUGGGGACAGUAAACAAAAAGAUCGCAACUCCUGCCGUCAACACACAAGAGAAGAAAAUCCUUAAGCAGGAAACUAAAGUCAAACAGGCUCCUACAACCAAAGUGGAGGAGUAUCCAGAAAUUGAGAAGUUUAUCCCUUAUGACCCACUAGAGUUUGAAAAGUACAGCGUACCUGAAGAUUUGAUUCGUCUCAGUGGAUUUGCUCUGCCUGGGCUGGCUUCUUUCCCACAAGCUCUAUAUCCGUGCGAGGAGGAACUGGAGAUUGAUCCGCUUCCAAAUCGGUCACCUGUUAAGAUGCCAAAACUUCCAGAUCAUUGCUCAGCGCUUGACGCUUUUCUCCAAACACUUGAUGAGCUGACCGUGGAAUUUCCCCUGAAUCUGAUUUUGAAUGAAUUUUUUUUUUACCACAUUUGUGUUUUUUUUAAAGACUGCAUUUUACUGAAAUAAAGUUGUUUUAUCUGUA